Molecule: messenger RNA, 1905 nt
Organism: Neohortaea acidophila
Lineage: Eukaryota; Fungi; Ascomycota; Dothideomycetes; Mycosphaerellales; Teratosphaeriaceae
Product: DUF1446 domain-containing protein
Exons: 3
Coding region: 1-1905 (634 amino acids)
Source: RefSeq, a predicted model, not a curated record
AUGUUGAUCAAACCGUCCAAUCGCCCCAUCCGCAUCGCGGGCGCCUCGGGCUCCGUAUCCGACCGUCGCUUCGCCAUGGCCGCCUUCGCUCAUAAUUACCCCACAGAGCCCAUCGACGUGAUAUGUUGCGACUACAUGAGCGAAGGCACCAUGGCGCCGGCCGCCAUGAGGAAGGCCACGGACCCCGAAGGCACGCAACAGGCGCAUCAUCUGAUGGAUCCCGUCGGCCCGGCCUUCGAACGGACGUUCCUGGAAGCCCUCCAGCCCGCACUCGAGGACGUGAGCAAGUACGGAAUCCGCAUCGCCGCCAACGCCGGGGCCAGCAAUACAAAGAAAUGCUACGAAGCCGUGGUCGCCAUGGUCAAGGAUAAGGGACUUGAUAUCCCGGUGGCGUGGAUCGAAGGCGAUGAUGUCCUGAGUGCGUUUCGAAAGGAUCUCGACAACGGCACCGGCGGGUUCAAGAGUCUCCACACGGGUCUCAGCCUCGCCGACUGGAAGACUUCUGGUUUCGAAGCCAUAGGCGCUCAGGCGUAUCUUGGUGGCAUGGGCAUCGCAGAGGCUUUCCGGCAAGGCGCGCAGAUUGUCGUCUGUGGUCGAGUGAGCGAUGCCAGUCCAUUCAUCGGUGCGGCGGCUUGGUGGCACAGCUGGAGUCGAGAUAUGCUGGAACCCAUUGCGAACGCCUUGAUCGCGGGCCACCUGCUCGAGUGCAGUACGUACAUCACCGGUGGCAAUUAUUCUGGCUUCCAGGCGCUCGAACAGUCGAGUUGGGGCUGGACCGAGCUGGGCUUCCCCAUUGGAGAGAUCAGCAAGGAUGGGAGUGUUGUGAUCACGAAGCAGAAGAAUACGCCGGGCGUGGUAACGGUGCACACGUGUUCCUCGCAACUACUUUAUGAAGUGCAAGGCGUGUGGUACUACAACAGCGACGUGACCGCCGUCCUCAGCGACAUCUGGUUCGAACAGAUCGGCGCGGACCGUGUAGCCCUCCGCGGCGUUCGAGCCCUUCCGCCCCCGCCGACCACCAAAGUCGGCAUCACGGCUUUGGGUGGCUACCAAGCCGAAAACAUGUGGUUCGCGACUGGCCUCGAUGUGCCCGCAAAGGCGCGCAUGCUGGAGCAGCAACUCCGAGCCGUCCUCGCCCCUUUCUCCGACAAGUUCACGCUGCUCAGGUUCCAGACCAUUGGCACACCGGGCGUGAAUGCCGACUCGCAGGACGCGGCGACGGUGUGCUUCCGCAUCUUUGUCCAGGCGAAGCGGCAGCAAGAUGUGGCGCCGAAGAAGUUCUUGCGACCAGUCACGGACAGCAUCAUGCAGUGCUACCCGGGCGGGACGUAUAAUUUGGACAUCAGACAAGGGCUCCCGAAGCCUUUUUACGAAUACUACGUCACUCUCCUGCCGCAGAGUGAGGUGAAACACGCCGUGCAUUUCAACGGCAAGACCACGCCCAUUGCUCCCCCUCCGAACACGAAGACGUUCCCCGAGCGGCCACCCUCACAAGCCACCACCGAAGCCAAGGUGGACCUCGCGUCUUUCGGCCCGACACAACGACUUCCACUGGGCACGAUCGCAUACGGACGCUCGGGCGACAAGGGCUCCGACGCCAAUUGCGGCCUCUGGGUGCGGCACGAAGACGAGUACGCAUGGCUGCGCAACCUGCUGUCCAUCGACAGCAUCAAAGCCUUGCUCGCCCGGGAGUACUGGAAUCCGCCGGCGCCGAAACCCACGCCAUUCAUUGAGCGCUGCGAGCUGCCGAACCUGAAGGGCGUGCAUUUCCUGUUCCGCAACUUGUUGGACCGGGGCGUGACGAGCACGAGCAGCAUUGAUUUCCUGGGUAAGAAUGUGGCCGAGUUCCUCCGGCAAAGGGAGGUGGAUAUCCCCACCCGGUUCCUGGCGAGGGGAAAGUUGUGA